Exophiala bonariae is the source of this 1794-nucleotide messenger RNA. RefSeq lists its product as uncharacterized. NCBI's taxonomy places the organism in Eukaryota, Fungi, Ascomycota, Eurotiomycetes, Chaetothyriales, Herpotrichiellaceae. The transcript is spliced from 2 exons. Gene Ontology annotation, cellular component: cytoplasm; eukaryotic translation initiation factor 3 complex. Gene Ontology annotation, biological process: translational initiation. Gene Ontology annotation, molecular function: translation initiation factor activity. The record is from RefSeq and is a predicted model, not a curated record. Bases 1 to 1794 code for a protein of 597 amino acids.
AUGCCGGGAAUAAGUCUCGCAGAGACCAUUGGGCAGUUAAAUGUGAAUGAUGAAUGGGGCCCUGAAACAUCUUCAGUCACCACUCUUGAUGGCGUCCCAUAUGCCCCAUAUUCGAAGAGCGACAAAUUAGGUCGCAUGGCCGAUUGGACCCAAGAGGGCAAAGAAGGACGUGACCGAGGAGGGAGACAGUAUGGCAGGAACUUCAGAGACCAACAAAUCUAUGGUGCCGGCACAUCCUCACUUUUCGCCGUCCAGGUCGCAGAAGACGAAUCGUCCUUUUCGGUUGUUGAUAAUACUCGGGCUACUACGAAGACUCGAGGAUUUGGUCGAGGUGGAGGUACAGUCUUCCGUGGACGUGGUCAACGUGGGGCUCCUCAGCGAGGCGGCAGAGCUGGAUUCCAGAGAGCCGGGCAGGGUAGAGCAGGUGGCCAACAACAGUAUCAAAACUACGAUAAUCGUGGAGGUCGGGGCGGUCGGGGUCGUCGCUUCGGCUGGAGAGAUUAUGAUAAACCACAACGAAAUCGUGAUGCUUCGGUCAAUAUCCGGUCAGAUUGGAUCAUGAAGGAGGAAAUCGACUUUAAUCGCCUUACAAAACUUAAUCUCGAGACCUCGGCUGGUGAAGAUGUCGACAGCUACGGCUUCUUAUAUUACUACGAUCGUGCUUUCGACAAAGCUCCAGUCAAGAACACGGAACGAAAGCUACUUUCUCUCGACCGCGCAGCAUACAAUGUCACCACAUCCGCCGAUCCAGUCAUUCAAGAACUCGCCGAAAAGGAUGAGGCCACCAUCUUCGCCACCUCUGAUAUUCUUUCCAUGCUCAUGUGUGCUACCCGCAGUGUCUACAGUUGGGAUAUUGUGAUUGUAAAACACGGCGACAAGAUCUUCCUCGACAAGCGACCCGAUAGCAGCAUCGAUCUGGUGACUGUGAACGAAAAUGCUGCCGACGCACCGCUUGAAGCUGAUUCAGCUGCAACCCCCUCCCAACAGCAAACCGGUGUCAAGCCUGAAAGCAUCAAUACGCCAUCAAACCUCGCCAACGAAGCCACCAUGAUCAACCACAACUUCGCCCUCCAGACGGUGCUAGAAAACCCAUCGUCAAAGGUUGAAUUCUCACACCCCAACCCAUUCUACAGUGCAUCGGAGGAAACAGACCCUCUGGCCUCCAAGGCAUACAAAUAUCGGCGAUUCGACCUAUCCCUCGAGCGUGACGACGAACCACUGCACCUCAUCGUACGAACAGAAAUUGAUGCAGCAGUCAAGAACAACAUUUCAGGCGAAGACCAAUACCUCGUCAUCAAGGCCCUCAACGAGUUCGACCACCGCGCACAAGGUGCUGGCGGUGCACUUGAUUGGCGCACCAAACUGACCUCUCAACGCGGUGCGGUGGUCGCAACCGAAAUGAAGAACAACUCAUGCAAACUGGCUCGAUGGACUACACAAGCCAUCCUCGCCAAAGCCGACCAGAUGAAAUUGGGCUUUGUGUCCCGGUCGAACCCCAAGUCGGCCGCCAACCACGUCAUCCUCGGUGUCGUUGGCUACAAGCCUAGAGAAUUCGCCAGUCAGAUGAACUUGGGCUUCAGCAACGGUUGGGGUAUCGUACGAACGAUCGUCGACCUGGUCAAAGGCUUGAGUGCAGGCCAAGAAGGAGAUAAGAAGUAUGUCCUCGUCAAGGAUCCCAAUAAGCCGGUCAUCAGACUGUAUGAAGUGCCGCUGAACACUUUUGAUGAGGAUGAUGAGGACGGCUUGACAGGUGCGGUGGCUGGUGGUGGUGAUCAGGACGGUGAUGAGGAAUAG